AUGGCGCCCAUCCAGCGAAUGCUGGCCUUUGGCGUCCUCUUGGCUGGCGCUGCUCAUGCCGCGGUACACGGAAACACAACGUUACCGGGCAGCAAAAAUGCUACUGCUGCUGCGGCGGCGGCGGCAUCUUCGUGCAAGCAGCUCUCAGUCAAGGACGGCGAUACGUGCUUCAGCAUCGGCCGUCAAAACAAUGUCACCUACGCGCAGCUUCUAUCGUGGAAUACCAGUUUGGACCCUAUUUGUUCAAACCUGAACAACCAGACGGAUUCCAAGAUCUGCAUCAGCAACCCGCUUGGAAGCUACACGAUGCCCAACAACAACGUUGGCGCUACUACCGGAACUGCUGUUCCUACUCCGCUAGCCAGCGGGACCACCAAUCGUUGCAACCACUACUACAAGUAUAAGACUGGAGAUGAAUGUACAACCUUGCUCCAGACUUUUGCCAUUUCGCGAGAUGACUUUGUUUUCCUAAACCCCGAGCUUGGUCCUAGCUGCAGCGGUUUCGUCGAAGGCGCAUACUAUUGCGUCGAAGCCGUCGGCAACAUCCAUACGUAUCCUGGCUACGGCGAGGCGACCACCACGGUACCCUUCAACCCAGUCAGCAUGACCAGUAUUCCUCUUACUAAGCUGCCCCGGCAAACUGGACUUCCCUAUGCCAACGGCACUCGUCUUGACUGCGCCAGGUACACUGUUCUAAAUGAGACGGUCAACAACCCUCUAAGCAACUGCUGGGUGCUUGCUAUUGCUCUCGAUGUGUCGCGCGAGGAUAUGGUUCUAUGGAAUCCGUCGCUAAGCGAGUCACCAGGCAAACCUAAGAGUAUCGACGUUGGCGCAACCACGACCAUGCCUGCCCAGUACAACUAUCCGUGCACACUUGCCGCCAACAGCUCCUACUGCGUUGAACUGAUGGAGCCAACUCCUGUACCUAUUCCUAGCGCUGCACCUCCAAGCCCCCGUGCCGCGGGCGAGAUUGAGGGCUGCACCGCAUGGUACCAGGUUACCGAAUUUGGUAGCUGUGAGACCGUAGAGGCCAUGGGCGGUCUCACCUUGGAACAGCUGUUCAAGUUCAACCCGUCCAUCAAGGCGGACUGCACUGCGCUCGCCAUCGGCACAUAUUACUGCAUCUCCAUCUGGCCAAACGGUGACGGUCCUCCCGAUGACGGUGACGGCGGCAGCAACCCAACAACGACAGGCAUCCACACACCCUCUCCAAUCCAGACGGGCAUGGUGACCAACUGCGACAAGUUCUACAAGGUCCAGCCCGGCGACCCGUGCCCUGAUAUUGCCAAGAACAACUCCAUCGCCCUCAGUGACUUUUAUGCCUGGAACCCUGCUGUCGGUGCUGACUGUCGUGGCCUUCAAGCUGACGUCUACGUCUGCGUGCACACUUCUGGUUCGUCGACGCCCACGACGACUGGCGGCACUGGUAUUGCUACGCCCUCACCAACGCAGCCCGGCAUGGUCUCGGGCUGCAACCGAUUCUACAAGGUCCAGUCUGGCGACGGGUGCGACAAAAUUGCGCAGGAUAACCAUAUCAGCCGUAGCGACUUUAACUCGUGGAACCCGUCCGUUAAGAGUGACUGCACUGGUCUUCUCGCCGAUGUGUACGUGUGCGUCGCUCGUGAUAGCUCAGCAGUCCCUACGACUACGAAGCCUGGUAACGGCGUUGCGACACCAACGCCGACGCAACCAGGCAUGGUAUCUGGUUGUAGCAACUUCUACAAGGUCAAGUCUGGUGACGGUUGCGAUAAGAUUGCGCAGGAUAACCAUAUCAGUCGCAACGACUUCAACUUGUGGAACCCUUCCGUCAAGAACGAUUGCACUGGUCUACUAGCUGAUGUAUAUGUAUGCGUCGCUCGCGACGGCUCGGCCACCCCAACGACCACGAAUUCUGGUAACGGCGUUGCGACGCCUACGCCCACACAGUCUGGCAUGACCGGUCGUUGCAACAGAUUCUACAAGGUCAAAUCGGGUGACGGGUGCUGGCAGAUUGCCCAUGACGCCAACAUCAACUUGGAUGACUUUUAUUCUUGGAACCCUGCGGUUCGUAACGACUGCACUGGUCUCCAAGCAGAGGUCUAUGUAUGCACCGGCGUAUUUUAG
Messenger RNA from [Torrubiella] hemipterigena, 2103 nucleotides. Lineage: Eukaryota; Fungi; Ascomycota; Sordariomycetes; Hypocreales; Clavicipitaceae. The record is from the annotation of a GenBank genome assembly.